ACCUGCCACACCACACUCUGCAGGCAAAUACACACACAACACACUUCACUUCUGCCUCGACAUCGGCGUAUUCGUGAAGGCAGAUCCGUGGUCGUGGCAUUGCCUCCGUCACUACCAAACUAGUGCCUCCUUUACCCCUCGCCCUCUCAUUUCUACUCCUCCUUUCCUGACGCUUUCCUUCGUUUCCCUCCAUCCUGCAUCGUGUCCUCUGUUUCCUGUCCCACAUCCCUCACCAUGUAUGUGAAGAAGCGUGAUGGACGCCAGGAACGCGUCCAGUUCGACAAGAUCACCGCUCGUGUCUCGCGCUUGUGUUACGGUCUCGACACAGAUCACGUCGACCCCGUCGCCAUCACCCAGAAGGUUAUCUCUGGCGUCUAUGGCGGCGUUACCACAGUCCAGCUGGACGACCUCGCUGCCGAGACUGCCGCCUACAUGACCGUGACCCACCCGGACUACGCCAUCCUCGCCGCACGCAUUGCCGUGUCGAAUCUCCACAAGCAAACCAAGAAGCAAUGGUCCUCGGUCAUCAGCGACCUCUACCACUAUGUCAACCCCAAGAACAAGAAGGCUUCCCCCAUGAUCGCUCAGGAGACCUACGAAUGCGUCAUGAGACACAAGGAGGACUUCGACUCCGCCAUCGUCUAUGACCGCGACUUCAAUUACCAAUAUUUCGGCUUCAAGACCCUAGAGCGGUCCUACCUGCUCAAGCUCAACGAUAAGAUCGUAGAGAGGCCGCAGCACAUGAUCAUGCGUGUGGCUGUCGGCAUCUGGGGCGACGAGGUCGAGAAAGUCAUCCAAACUUACAAUCUCAUGUCCAACAAGUACUUCACCCACGCCUCCCCUACCCUCUUCAACGCCGGCACCCCCCAGGCUCAGCUCUCGUCCUGCUUUCUAGUCGAUAUCAAGGAUGACAGCAUCGAGGGUAUCUACGACACCGUGAAGACCUGUGCCAUGAUCUCCAAGAUGGCCGGCGGCAUCGGUCUCAAUAUCCAUCGCAUCCGUGCUACCGGCUCAUACAUUGCCGGCACCAACGGCACCUCCAACGGCAUCGUGCCCAUGCUCCGAGUCUUCAACAACACCGCGAGGUACGUCGACCAGGGCGGCAACAAGCGGCCCGGCGCCUUCGCCAUCUACCUCGAGCCGUGGCACGCCGAUGUUUUCCAGUUCCUCGACCUCCGCAAGAACCACGGCAAGGAGGAAAUCCGCGCUCGCGACCUCUUCCUCGCUCUCUGGAUCCCCGAUCUCUUCAUGAAGCGUGUCGAGAAGAAUGCCGAGUGGACCCUCAUGUGUCCGAACGAAUGCCCUGGUCUGGCUGAUGUGUACGGCGACGAGUUCGAGCGUCUGUACGAGUCGUACGAAGCCGAGGGACGCGGUCGCCAGACGAUCAAGGCCCAGAAGCUGUGGUACGCCAUUCUCGAGGCCCAGACCGAGACUGGAAACCCCUUCAUGCUCUACAAGGAUCACUGCAACCGCAAGAGUAACCAGAAGAACCUGGGCACCAUCCGCAGCUCCAACUUGUGCACCGAGAUCGUCGAGUACUCGGCUCCCGACGAGGUUGCCGUCUGCAACUUGGCAUCCCUCGCCCUGCCUUCCUUCGUCGACUACAACGAGGGCGUCUACGAUUUCCAGAAGCUGCACGAGGUUACCCAGGUUGUCGUUCGUAACCUGAACAAGAUUAUCGACGUCAACUACUACCCCGUCCCCGAGGCCCGCAACAGCAACAUGCGACACCGCCCCAUCGGCCUCGGCGUUCAGGGUCUCGCCGACACCUUCCUAGCGCUACGUAUGCCCUUUGAGUCUCCCGAGGCCAGGCAGUUGAACAAGCAGAUCUUCGAGACCAUCUAUCACGCUGCCUUGACCGCGUCUAUGAACAUCGCCAAGGUCGAGGGCACCUACUCUACCUACGAGGGGUCGCCCGUCUCCCAGGGCAUUCUCCAGUACGACAUGUGGAACGUCACCCCGUCGGACCUCUGGGACUGGGCCAGCCUCAAGGAGCAGAUCAAGGAGAACGGCGUCCGCAACAGCUUGCUGGUCGCUCCCAUGCCCACGGCCAGCACCUCCCAGAUCCUGGGCAACAACGAGUGCUUCGAGCCUUACACGUCCAACAUCUAUUCGCGCCGCGUGCUCGCGGGCGAGUUCCAGGUCGUCAACCCCUGGCUGCUCAAGGACCUGGUCGACAUGGGCUUGUGGUCGGACAACAUGAAGAACCGCAUCAUCGCCGAGGGCGGCUCGGUCCAGAACAUCCCCAACAUCCCGGCCGACAUCAAGGCCCUGUACAAGACGGUCUGGGAGAUCUCGCAGCGCACCGUGGUCCAGAUGGCGGCCGACCGCGGCGCCUUCAUCGACCAGUCCCAGUCGCUCAACAUCCACAUGCGCGAGCCGACGAUGGGCAAGAUCACCAGCAUGCACUUCACCGGCUGGAAGCUCGGCCUCAAGACGGGCAUGUACUACCUGCGCACGCAGGCGGCGGCGCAGCCCAUCCAGUUCACGGUGGACCAGCAGGCGCUCAAGGUGGCGGACUCGCCGGCGGCGCGGCCCGGCGCGCUGAAGAAGCGCGCGCCCCCGGCCGGCAACUACGUCUCGGCGUCGUCGUCCCCCGCGGCGCUGGCGGGCCUGCCGCAGCCGGCGUACGCCAAGCCCGAGGACGCGCGCAGCGACGACAGCGCCGCCAGCGGCGGCUCGGCGCGGAUGCUGCCCAGCGGCAUCACGACGCCGAGCGCGUCGCCGCCGCCGCCGCUGUCGCUGUCGCUGGAGGGCAAGCCCCGCCCCGUCGCGUCGCCCAACAAGGCCGCCCCCUUCAAGGCCGACGUCGAGGAGGGCGAGAGCCCCAAGGCCCUGCCCACCGAGCCCGCCGACAACAAGGUCAGGGACGAGGAGCUCCCCGACGCGGCGCUCGGCGCGCCCAAGUCGUCGUCCCAGGACGAGGACAAGGAGGACACGAGCAAGGAGCGCGAGUACGACAUCUACGCCGACGCCGUCGUGGCCUGCAGCAUUGAGAACCCAGAGUCCUGCCUCAUGUGCAGCGGCUAAGGGGGAUGAGCUACAGAGAGACGUCACUGAGGAGGGGAAGGGGAGGCGAUGACGACACGAUGCGACGGCCGGCAGGACGUAAUGAAGACUGGAGGUCCACCGCCACGACGAGAGGGGCGGCGAGCUUGGCUUAACGAGCUGGUUGGGCCGUCACCGCAACUGGCUAAUUCAUGGCUGUCGAGCGGGGAACCCGUAUCCCGCCUUGCUUUUCUUUUAUCCGGUCUGCCCGGCGUGGACUGGAGGACUGCAGUGAGAAAAUGGGAGAGGCAGGAGAGGAAGGAGAAGAAAAUACGUAAUGAUCUGCAUCGAUACGAGCCAGGUGUACUGUUAGUUUACUUGCUGGCUAUGGGCCUGGGUAUCACGGAGUAAUGAAUGGAUUACUAGAUUUUUCUAUCAUGUCGGCUCUUGUCAGGGGUGUCAUGCUCGCCCAACGGCUACGCGUUCUGCGCGACGGGUAGAUCUUGCCCCUUCAUCGCCCUUCAAUUACAGGUUUUCGUGCCCCGUCCUCUCCGC
Molecule: messenger RNA, 3543 nt
Organism: Durotheca rogersii
Lineage: Eukaryota; Fungi; Ascomycota; Sordariomycetes; Xylariales; Xylariaceae
Product: ribonucleoside-diphosphate reductase large chain
Exons: 4
Coding region: 235-3030 (931 amino acids)
Biological process (GO): DNA replication; deoxyribonucleotide biosynthetic process
Cellular component (GO): ribonucleoside-diphosphate reductase complex
Molecular function (GO): ribonucleoside-diphosphate reductase activity, thioredoxin disulfide as acceptor; ATP binding
Source: RefSeq, a predicted model, not a curated record